CGCCGGGCAAAGCGGUAACACUCCACGGAAUUUUCUCGAGACUCGCGCCCACUUGUCCGGCCUCUGUGUAAAAUAAUCCUCCACGUGCUCAAGCGUUGUGUCCACAUCCUUAUCGAAUUUCAAAUUCUUCACAAGGACAUCCGGAGAAAAUAUUGAAAAAGAAAACCGUGAUUUGUUUCUAUUUGGCAAAUAAAAGUCAAAGCCCAUUAGAUAUCCACACAGUCGCCCAGCGUGAGCCAUGCCAACACAAAAUAGCGCGAUGUGGGGCCAAAAAAGCAAUCGCAAAUUAAUUAUCGGUAUUUUCGGCUUCUGCCUGGGACUAUUUGGCAUAUUGUGCGGAUUGUUCUGGGUGGACCUGUUCAAUUGGAUCAUGCAGAAGGAAAUGGCUUUGGCGCCCAACACACGUGUCUACGACAAUUGGAAAAGUCCGCCGUUGGAACUGAGUCUGGACAUUUACCUCUUCAACUGGACGAAUCCCGAGGACUUUGGCAAUCUCUCCACGAAGCCCAUUUUGGAGCAAGUGGGUCCAUAUCGCUUUACCGAGCGACCCGACAAGGUGGACAUCCACUGGCAUCCGGAAAACGCAUCCGUGAGCUAUCGCAGGCUCAGCUUUUUCUACUUCGAUGCGGAGGGCAGUAAUGGAAGUCUGGAUGAUCAGAUUAACACCCUAAAUGCUGUGGCUCUGUCCGCUGGUGCCACUGCAAAACAUUGGAUACUAGCUAAGCGAAAAUUGGUCGAUUUGGGUCUUAAUAUGUACGGUGCCAAAAUGUCCGUCCAAAAAUCGAUUGACGAACUCCUCUUCACGGGAUACAGAGAUACAAUGAUCGACGUGGCCAUUGCCAUGCCCCUUUUCGGUGAUGAGGUUAAGGUUCCUUUUGAUAAAUUCGGUUGGUUCUAUACACGCAAUGGAAGUGCCGAUCUCACGGGCGUGUUUAAUGUCUUUACGGGUGCCGAUCAUCUGUCGAAGUUGGGUCAGAUGCACGCGUGGAAUUAUCAGGAAAACACUGGAUUUUACGAUUCCUAUUGCGGCAUGACCAAUGGAUCCGCCGGAGAGUUCCAGCCACAACAUCUCAAGCCCGGCGAUAGUGUGGGUCUAUUUACGCCGGACAUGUGCCGCACAAUCCCAUUGGAUUAUGUGGAAACAGUGGAUAUCGAAGGACUGGAAGGUUACAAAUUUUCUGGCGGACCUCGUUCUGUGGAUAAUGGCACUCUGUACCCUGAGAACCUUUGUUACUGUGGUGGCGAAUGUGUUCCUUCGGGAGUGAUGAACAUCAGCUCCUGUCGCUUUGGAUCUCCUGUUUUCAUGUCCUACCCGCACUUUUUCAAUGGAGAUCGUUACUAUGUGGACCAGGUGGAGGGCUUAAGUCCCAAUCAGGAGGAUCACGAGUUCUAUAUGGUAGUGGAGCCAAGAACUGGAAUUCCACUUGAGGUGGCUGCCCGAUUCCAAGUGAACAUGUUGGUGGAGCCAAUCGAUGGCAUCGACUUGUACACAGGAAUACCCAAGAUAUUCUUUCCACUCAUAUGGUUUGAACAAAAAGUGAGAAUCACUCCAGCAAUGGCUGAUCAAUUGAAGGUACUACCAAUUGUUCUACUUGCCGGACAAAUUUUUGCGGGAGUUUGCUUGGCUACUGGCAUAAUACUCCUGUGUUGGGGACCGGUUCAGAAUUUGGUGUCUUCGUGUCGGAAUCGUAGAUACGAUCUGAAGAACCAAACCAAAACGAAUGGUCAGUACAAGAGCCGCUCCCAGUUCUCCAGUGCCGAGGAACUCAAAUCCAAGGCAUCCACUUUGGUAUGCGAAAAGAGUGUCAAAGGAUCUCCGGACAGUUCUCCGCUCCUGGAGAAAAGCCGUAAGCCAGCCAUCAUCAAAUCCCAAACGGGUGAGAGUGUGGCCACUGCCUCCACAGCCAUCAGCGAUAAUAAGCAGGAUUAAACGGAACCGUGACAUCCACGCCAUCUAGAUAGUUAAGCCGUCCUAGUGCAUUAGUCGUAGUUCAUAGUUUAGUGGCACUCUGAAAUACCCAACUAAAAAUUGCAUUCCCGUGCCUAAGCCAAAGAUUAGAUAGCCUCUGGAAGUCGAACCAUAUGGCGAUCUUCGCUAAGCUAACGAAUACUCUUUUUACAUUCCUUAGAUAUUAGAUAUGUAUUGUAUUUAAUUGUUUUCUUGACCAAUAGUGUGCGUGUCAAAUAAAAUAUUUUAUAUACAUUUUAAA
Messenger RNA from Drosophila rhopaloa, 2210 nucleotides. It is a transcript of the gene santa-maria, whose product is annotated as protein peste. Gene Ontology annotation, molecular function: scavenger receptor activity. The coding region runs from base 239 to 1930 and encodes 563 amino acids. The transcript has 5 exons. Gene Ontology annotation, cellular component: cytoplasm; membrane. The record is from RefSeq and is a predicted model, not a curated record. Lineage: Eukaryota; Metazoa; Arthropoda; Insecta; Diptera; Drosophilidae.